GAUAUAAAUCUUGAUUCAAUUAUUGGUAAACGUUUUUCACAAUUAACUCAUACAAUAACAUCAACACAUUUAAUUGAAUCAAUUGAUUAUUUAAAUAUUGAAAAUAAUUCUUCAUCAAAUUCAAAUUGA
Molecule: messenger RNA, 129 nt
Organism: Adineta steineri
Lineage: Eukaryota; Metazoa; Rotifera; Eurotatoria; Adinetida; Adinetidae
Source: the annotation of a GenBank genome assembly